This is a messenger RNA of Leucoraja erinaceus (little skate), 2026 nucleotides long. RefSeq lists its product as uncharacterized. Lineage: Eukaryota; Metazoa; Chordata; Chondrichthyes; Rajiformes; Rajidae. The coding region runs from base 457 to 1965 and encodes 502 amino acids. The transcript has 3 exons. The record is from RefSeq and is a predicted model, not a curated record.
GUGAUUUCACUAAAGGUCACUGGAGCGUGGAUCCGCACCCACGUGACCAAAAUUCUCCGGUGGAGGACACAUACGGGUCCCUGUACAUGUUAGUGGAUGGGAAAAGUCGCAUUUUCCCACCCGUUAAAAACAUAGAAAACGGCGAGGUUGAGAGCUGCAAUUUUCUGUGCCAGUCGGGGUGACUGUGAGGCACACUACCUAGAUUUACAGGGAAAAAAAAUAUUGCAAGUGAGGUAAAUUCAAGAGGGAACUGAAGGUGCCUAUCCACCGGAAGUCAGGAGCCGACAAUUGCCGAAGAUAUUUAAAGGUCCAAAAUAGCGGGAAAUAUCGCGUUUUCCCGCUGAAUUUCAUCAAAAACAAGCCUGCAGCAUGGAAUGAUGUCUACAAUCCUGGUUGGGCACCCACUGUGAGCAGGAUAGACAUUGCGCACUUUUGCACCCGUUUAAAACAGCUAAAAUGGUCCUUUUUUGCGCUGUAAAUAACUGUGGCAGUCGCGGUAACCGUGAGACACAGUUAUCUUACUUUAGAGUUCCAAAGGUAAGGAAAGAAGAAGGUAAACACAAGAGGGAACUGAAGGGGCAACAGCAGCGGAAGUGGUUAGCAAACAUUGGCCGUGGAGAUAUGAAGAUAGAAAAAAUUGGGACUUAUCGCGUUUGCUCGCUGCAUUUCAUCAAAAACAAGCCUGCAGCAUGGGAUGAUGUAAACAAUCCUGAUUGGGCACCCACUGUGAAUAUGGGACGCGGCGACGACAAUGAGCAGGGUAUACAACGUGCACAAGAACGCCAUGCACGUGCAACAAGAAGAGAGAGUAUUAAAGCAGAUGUUGUUGCAGCUCAAGCAUCUGUAGCUCUGCAAGUUGAUGCUGAGCAGGCUGAUGAUUAUGAGAACUUUGAACCGGUGCUGGAAGUACACCGUCAACUUGACAUAGAAACACAAACACCAGUCAAAGAGACAAUGGACACAUCAACACAAACAGACAUGUGUGGAGUAGACAUAACAGUACUGGAAGCACAACUAUACCAAAAAAAUAAAGAGCUCACCAAAGCUAGACAAGAAGCAGCCAAAAUUAAGUUAACACAAGAAAGCCUUUCCAAGGAUGACAAAAAGGUUAGGUUCUACACAGGUUUACCAACAUUUGCAGUUUUGAUGCUGAUCUACGAUUAUGUUAAGGACAAGCUCACCAAAAGACGUUCACUAACACAUUUUCAGCAGUUGCUGAUCGUCUUGAUGAAGCUGCGACUUGCAGUGCCUCAUGAGGAUCUUGCAUAUCGAUUCCUUGUUAGUAAUGCCACAAUAUCGCGUGUAUUCACUAGUGGGAUUGAUGCCCUUCAUGGCUUAUCCAAGUUAAUCAUUUGGCCUGAAAGAGAUGUUCUGUGGAAAACCAUGCCCAUGCAAUUUCGGCGGACAUUUGGAAAGCGUGUGGCAGUGAUCAUAGAUUGCUUUGAAAUAUUUUGUGAUAGACCUACGAGUUUAGAGGCGCGCGCACAGACUUGGUCUAACUAUAAGCACCAUAACACCAUCAAAUUCUUGAUAGGUAUUACACCAUGUGGUGCUAUUUCAUUUCUAUCUGCAGCAUGGGGGGGCAGAGGCACAGAUAAAACAAUUACACUUUCAUCUCAAUUUUUUGACAACCUGCUCCCUGGAGAUGUCAUUUUAGCUGAUCGCGGUUUUGACAUAAAAGAUGCUGCAGGAUUUCACGGGUGUCAAGCAGAAAUCCCUGCAUUUGUAAGAGGGAAAGCACAACUAUCUGCGCUGGAUGUUGAAAAAACUCGUGAAAUAGCUAAUUUACGCAUUCAUGUAGAGCGUGUCAUUGGUGGGGUCAGGCAAAAAUUCCCAUUUCUAAGUCAUACUGUGCCAUUGGAGUACAUGAUUACCAACUCUGAAAAUCAAGUACCCAAAAUUGAUAAAAUUGUAAGGGUCUGUUGUGCACUUUUUAACUUAAAUGACUCCAUAAUGUCACAGUAGAUGCAGACAAUUGUACUUUAGCAUGUUGUGCAAAUACGAACAAUAAAAACUUUCAACAGUU